This is a messenger RNA of Brugia malayi, 999 nucleotides long. RefSeq lists its product as uncharacterized. The record is from RefSeq and is a predicted model, not a curated record. Bases 1 to 999 code for a protein of 332 amino acids. The transcript has 7 exons. NCBI's taxonomy places the organism in Eukaryota, Metazoa, Nematoda, Chromadorea, Rhabditida, Onchocercidae.
AUGUGGAUGUGCCACAGGAUUCUAUGUUUCGUUCCAUCGAUCGCACGUGUACGUUUCAUUCGGUGGGAACAUACCGCUGUUAGCAGCAGAGGAAGAGGUCUUGGGAAUUUACAUGAAGAAGUGAACAGACGGUUCACACAGCGAAUCGUGAAAAGAUUACAUCGAUGGGAUGGAAUAAGUGAAAAUGAGUGGUUCAUGAUCUACCGCGAUAAUUAUGCCUCACGUUUUGUUUUACUAGUUACCCUGGCGGUACCCUUGAUUGGCUUUUUGACAUCCGAGAAUUGUGUGGCUAACGUGAAAAGGGGCCGACUAUGGAAUGCUGUCAAAGAUACUAACAUAGUUCAGCAGAUGGGUGUUCUUGUUGUACUGCCGAUAUUUUCGUUUUUGGUGGUCAUGUAUUUGGCAUGGCAUCUGAAUGCCAUAAGAAUUCAUCGUAUUUAUAUCAGUAAAAAAGACCAGAAAUUGUUUUUUGCCGUCAUCUCUCACUAUGGGAUAUUUACACGAAAGGUGCUUUUCACAAGGCACAACGUUCGAAUUCUGGGAAGUGCCGGACAUCAGCUAUGGUCACUUGUGAAAGGUUCGAUCAAAAUCAACAAACAUCGCUUUGUGCUUAAUGAUGAAGGCUUCCGAGACAUCCAACAUCGGCAUUUGAUGUUAGGGCGAAAUAUUAAACCGCCUCUGACUACCGAUAAGACAGUCACACUGAUCACUGCAGUUCAUGAUGCAAGGAGAAGCGAUAAUAUUUCAACACUUGAUCGAGUCAUGUUCUUUCCACGAAAAUGCUCACUUCAAUCAGCAAUGUGUAUCUAUUUAACAUGUCAACUAGUGCUCUGUCAAUAUAUCGAAGCGAAAAUGAAGGGUAAAGAUAAAAAAAGGUAUCUAUCUAUAAGCAGAUUGCAGUAUCAACAAGUUUUCAAUAGUGUUGAAUACCAUCAAAGUAGCUACAGAAAGGCACAAAUGAGUAAGAAGUUUGCCUUUGUUUUUUGUCUUCCAUUAUAA